CCCCCGGAUCACGUGACGCCGGCGCCGGGGCAGUGGCGGCAGAGACAGACGGGAUGAAGCCCAGACCUGCAGGUUUCGUGGAUAAUAAGCUGAAGCAGCGAGUCAUCCAGUACCUCACCAGUAGCAGAUGUGGCAAAUAUGUGGACACUGGAAUCAUGGCAUCUGAUUUACAAAGAAUGUACAGCAUAGACUACGGUCGAAGAAAAAGAAAUGCUUUUAGGAUUCAGGUAGAAAAAGUAUUUAGCAUAAUUAAUAGUGAGAAGGAACUUAAGAAUCUAACAGAAUUAGAAGAUGAACAUCUGGCAAAAAGAGCAAGACAAGGUGAAGAGGAUAAUGAGUAUACUGAAAGCUAUUCGGAUGAUGAUUCAAAUAUGGAAGAUUACCCAGAUCCACAGUUGGCAAAUCACAUGAACUCUUCCCUGCUCUCCUUAUAUCGGAAAGGAAACCCUGAUUCUGUUGCCCCUACUCCCGAGAGGGAGCAAAGAGAAACCAGCGGUUCAGCACCACCGACAGCUCCCACAGCUGGCUCCAUUCCGUUGAAGACCCCUGCCAGAGGCUCGGAAGGAGGAUGGUUCAUUGACAAAACUCCAGGUGGAAAGAAAGACAGUUUUUUCUUGGACCUAUCAGAGGAGACAAGUAAUAAGAAGCCAUUAUCUGAGAUAGAGGAUUCCAAAGAGUCGUCUCUUCUGGAGAGUAACAAGAAAAGGAAAGGCAGGUUAAAGAGCAGAGGAAGCAAAAGGAAGAAAGAAGAUCUUCAGGAAGUAGAUGGAGAAAUAGAAGCCGUCCUGCAAAAGAAAGCUCAAGCCAGGGGGCUAGACUUCCAGACCUCCAGCGUGAAGUUUGAAGAUGUGGGAGGCAAUGACGUGACACUAAAGGAAGUCUGCAAGAUGCUCAUACACAUGCGUCACCCGGAGGUGUACCAGCACCUGGGCGUCACACCCCCUCGUGGAGUUCUCCUUCACGGACCGCCAGGCUGCGGGAAGACGUUACUUGCACAUGCAAUUGCUGGGGACUGA
Molecule: messenger RNA, 1016 nt
Organism: Myotis lucifugus (little brown bat)
Lineage: Eukaryota; Metazoa; Chordata; Mammalia; Chiroptera; Vespertilionidae
Product: nuclear valosin-containing protein-like
Exons: 10
Coding region: 54-1016 (320 amino acids)
Biological process (GO): proteolysis
Cellular component (GO): chloroplast thylakoid
Molecular function (GO): ATP-dependent peptidase activity; ATP hydrolysis activity; ATP binding
Source: RefSeq, a predicted model, not a curated record